AUGGGCACCAUGACCCUGCCGCCCGGCUUCAGGUUCCACCCCACCGACGACGAGCUCGUCGGCUACUACCUCAAGCGGAGGGUCGACAACCUCAAGAUCGAGCUCGAGGUCAUCCCCGUCAUCGACCUCUACAAGUGCGAGCCAUGGGAGUUGCCAGAGAAGUCGUUCCUGCCCAAGAGGGACCUGGAGUGGUUCUUCUUCGUGCCGCGGGACCGCAAGUACCCCAACGGGUCGCGCACCAACCGGGCCACCACAACGGGCUACUGGAAGGCCACCGGCAAGGACCGCAAGGUGUCGUGCGACGGCGGCGCCGUGUGCGGCGUCAGGAAGACGCUGGUGUUCUACAAGGGCCGGGCCCCCGGCGGCGAGCGCACCGACUGGGUGAUGCACGAGUACCGCCUCUGCCAGGACCUCCUCCACGGCGCCUCCAACUUCAUCGGCGCCUACGCGCUCUGCCGCGUCAUCAAGCGCACCGAGGCCGGCCUCCUCCACGGCGACGCGGCCGCCAAGGCGAGGCCGGGCCACCGGCAGAUGAGCAAGGUCGGGAGCAGCUCGUCGCUGGUCACCACGGACCAGCAGCUGGGCUCCCUCACGCCCAGCCCGCCGCGCCUCGACAUCGUCGGCAACGCCUUCCAGCUCCACAGCUCCCCCUCUCCCCUGUACGGAGGAGGAGGGGAGGUGGUGUCCGGCAUGGGCACGCCUCUGGGGUUCCCGCAGCAGGACGCCGCCGCCACAUUCUUCAUCGACGGCGACUUCGCCGGCGCAGGCGAGACGACGCAGUCGCACAUGCCCUUCUUCGGCGACAUGGGCGUGGUCUCGGACCACGAGCUCAGAUGGGACACCUUGCCGCCCUGCGCCAACAGCACCUUCUCCACCACCGCCGCUGCAGGCGCGGCGGAGCUGUGGAACCCGGCGGCACCGAACGCCGCCGCCCCGAUGCUGUGCAGGGAGGCGAGCGACGACCUGGCGGCGUUUUUCUCGUCCUUGGACGAGAACAACAUGGUGGUCUACUGA
Messenger RNA from Triticum turgidum subsp. durum (durum wheat), 1014 nucleotides. The record is from the annotation of a GenBank genome assembly. Lineage: Eukaryota; Viridiplantae; Streptophyta; Magnoliopsida; Poales; Poaceae.